AAUAUAGAAUGUGCCUUUAAUUUAUAAUUAUUUUUAAAUGACAUAAAAAAAUGCGAGUUAUGAAAGCAUGUUUAAUAUGUCUCACCACAGAUAGCAAAAUGUAUAAUAUGGAUAAACAACAAUUACGACAGCAAUAUAAUUUGUUAACAGGUCUUCAGAUAAAGAAAGGAAAUGGAAUGCCGGAAUAUUUAUGUUUUCAAUGCAUUAGCUAUGUUAUGAAAUUUGUAAAGUUUCGAGAUAAAUGUCACAGAGCUUAUUUUGUUUUGCAAGAAUUGCUGCAUAAAGAGAAGGAGGUCAAAAUGAAUAGAUUGAACACUGUGGACUGUGAUUUAAUUAACAUUACACCUUCUUUAUCGUACUUGGACAUAAAUAAGGCUCAUUAUGAGGAAAUUAAAUUUCAAUGGUUUAAAGAUAACAGAUCUGUAUAUUUGACUAAAGAUAUUAUACCAAUCGUUACAUACACCACUCUUAGUAAAGAUCAAAAUUUUGAAGAAAUCAACCCAAAUGAUAAUGUUAAAGUUUUACAAAGUGAAGAAGAUAUAAAAGAAGAGCACAUAGCAGAGGUAGAUUUCAAUGUCACACUGAGUGAUCCAUGUAAUGAUGAAACUAAUAUAGUAUGUAAACAAACUUCAUCUAGUUUUAAUGCUGAUAAUACUCAAAUAUCUGUUGAUAAUGAUAAUUAUAUGGAUAGUGAUAAUGAGGUGACCAAUCAAAAUGUAGCUCACAAUAAUGAAAAUAAUUCAAACAAAUCACAUGAUCAAGAACCUGAUGGCGAUGUCCUCGAAACAGAGUAUGCGACAAUGCACCCAAUCUCAAAAAAUGAAGCACAAGCAGCUGUUGAAAUUUUAAAAUUGUUAAGUGUUGGAAGAUUUAAAUGCCAUAUGUGUAAUAAACCUUAUAAUAAUGAAAAUCGUUUAAAAAUACAUAUGCGUAUGCAUAAUCCGCAUGUAAGUGGUACUUACUGUUGUGAAUUGUGUAAUUAUUAUUACAAAUCAAGUUUUUUGUUGAAAACGCACAUGACGGAAAAGCAUAUGUACAAAUAUUUGUGUAAAAAGUGCUCUGAAGUGAGUUUUGAUAGAACGUCAGCAAAACAGCACUACAUAUGGACCCACAUGCAUAAACGUGACAAGACAAAAGAAGAAUGGAAGGAAUCUCGACCUAAAUGGCUAAGUAAUAAAGGUGGUGCACGUCUAAAAGGUAUUUGUGCAAUCCGUUCAAGCAGAAAGCCUACUAAACUACCUGAAGACUUCCUCGUUUACAGCCCAGUGAGUCAAGAAGAACAAUACUCUUUGGUUCAGGAGAGGAAAAACACUAGGAAUUAUAUAGAGGCUAGGUAUAAGUGUGAACUAUGCUUCAGGGGUUAUAGAGAAGAAGUCACAUUUAAGAAACAUAUGAGGAAACAUGAUCCUGCAUGUUCAGGUAAUGCACAGUGCGAUAUGUGUAAAUUAUACUUCAAAGAUGCAAGAAAAAUGUACAGACAUAUGAACAUAACACAUUUAUACAAAUAUACUUGUCAAAUGUGCAGUUUUGUGUGUUACAACAAAAGUCAAGCGCACAUGCAUUAUAAAUGGCACAAAAACGUAACCUAUUCAUGCCCCCAUUGUUCAAAAGUGUUCAAAAAAGCAUCAACAAGACUAACCCAUAUUAGGAUCAAACACCCAUCGUCGUUCAUAUGUAACCUGUGCGGUCACAGCUUUGUUAGCGAUUCGGGACUCUACUGCCAUAAGCAAAUCUCGCACACCGCUGAGGAAGUAAAGGACAGUUCGCAAAUCGCCUUGGAUACGAACAGCUCAUUAUAUUGCGCGGAAUGCAACAUGCUAUUCAUGAACCAAACCGCGUACGACACUCAUCUGGGCAGCUCCAAGAAACAUGUCCUUAUGAACUACUCGAUAAAGACAUCGCAGCGUGAGAAGUCGCGAGGUGUACGCGAAUCGGUGAACUGUGAGAAGCGCGCAGCGGGACGGCCGCGGCGUGCCGGCGGCACCUCGGAGAUACUCAACAAUGGUGUAGCCACCUCUACCAACUGCGAGAUUUGCAACAAGUUUCUGGUGAACGAUGUGCAAGCGCGUAAACAUUACGAGUCGGAGCACCCCGGGGCGGAGUUCCUCAAGCGGUACAUGUGCGACGUCUGCGGUCACACCACCAAGCAAUACGCAAAUUUAAUGGUGCAUAUGCGCACGCAUACAAAUGAGAAGCCCUAUGAGUGUCCGCAGUGCGACCGACGGUUCAGUAUGCCCAGCAACCGCGAUAGACAUCUCGUGGUGCACACCGGCGAGAAAAGGUACCAAUGCCAACAUUGUCACAGGCGUUUCACUCAAAGCAGUGCAGUAAAGCUUCACAUACAAACCGUCCAUCUGAAGAUCCCAUACGCACCAUGGGAUAAAAAGAACAGGAAACGACGCAAAGAACUAGAGGGCACGUCCGCUCCGGUCAGUGCCGUAGAUUCUAGUAUACAGCCGCAACAGAAAAUCAUAUUAGAUCAAGAUUAUUUAAACGCUUAUAUUAAUUAUAAUGAUGAAUAGACUUUAAACAACUACCAAGAGAGUAUUUACAAAUAAAGACCUUCAGGAGAUUAUUUUUUAAAGCCUAAAGAGACUGCUCGUUGUAACAAAUAACGCCCUCUAUUGU
Molecule: messenger RNA, 2628 nt
Organism: Diatraea saccharalis (sugarcane borer)
Lineage: Eukaryota; Metazoa; Arthropoda; Insecta; Lepidoptera; Crambidae
Source: the annotation of a GenBank genome assembly